CUGUCUGUCCAAUGACGUCACGUCCAAAAACAAGAUGGAGGUUUAGGAAACGAGUCGAACGUGUCUUCGACAAAACUUCUGCAUUUUCUGCAGAAAUUUCGACCUUAAGUCGACAUUUCACGGCAACUCAGGCGUCUAGUGAUGUCCGACGAGGGAAUAUUAAUCGACUUCGGCAGCGAGAGCGGUCCUAGCCCGCCCGUAGCGGGUCAAACCGCCGGCGGAAGUGCCGCGGUCGGUGCGAGCCAGGUUUUCUUGGGCGCUUCUGACACCAGUAGAAAAGCUGAGACGCCGCCGACAAAUCUUCUAGACGACUUCGGGUUUGAGACGGCUCCAAGCGCCAUGCCUGGCCCCACUGGGUCUUACCAAGACUUCGAACCAGACGACGAAGAUAUGCAGAAAGCAGCCGAACGAGUCAGACAGAGGCGACACAAGAGCAAGAGAAAACAAGAACUUGAAGAAGCUGCUCGGGAGGCAGAAGGAGGAGCGAUCGGUACCAUCCCCCGCCCCACAGACCUGCCCCUCCCCCCUGCACCCCCCGCCCCGGUGGCACGACCCAUCCCUGUGGAAGACUUCAGCGAUGUGGCCAAGCAUUCCAUAGUGGAGCUGGCUGGCGAUGACAGCUAUGGUAGGAAGGUCAUCAUCUUCAGCUGCUGUAGAUUACCUACCAGUAAGGAGCUGGACCAUCAAAGACUCCUGGGGUACCUACGUCAGACCCUGGACCAGUAUGUGGAGAAUGACUAUGUGCUGGUGUACUUCCACUAUGGACUCAACAGUCAGAACAAGCCCAACUUCAAAUGGCUCAUCCAAGCUUACAGAGAGUUUGACAGAAAGUACAAGAAGAAUUUGAAGGCCCUGUAUAUCGUCCAUCCAACCAACUUUAUCAAGAUUCUGUGGAAAAUCUUCAAACCCAUAAUUAGUGUGAAGUUUGGGAGGAAGAUCAUGUAUGUGAACCUACUGAGUGAGCUGAAGGAACAUCUGUACUUCGAUCAGCUGGAGGUCCCACAACCUGUACUAGAACAUGACAAGAGACUGCUGGAGAGGAACAAGCCGAAAUCUUCGAGUACGUUUUACCGUCAGUCCCCCGACGCAACAGACGAGCAACCUCGCCCAACGCAACAGUUUGGAGUCACCCUAGAAUUUCUGAAGAUCCACAACCAUGGAGAACCUCUACCUAAAGUCAUGCAAGAGACAACGGCGUAUCUCAGGCAACAUGGUGUGGAGGUGGAGGGAAUCUUCAGAAGAUCUGCCAAUGCGAAGAUGGUGAAGGAAGUGCAGAAAAUGUACAACGAAGGUAGGACAGUGAACUGGAUGGAGCUGGGUGAUCCACAUCUCGCGGCGGCCAUCUUGAAGACAUUCCUCCGUGAGAUGCCCGAACCACUGAUAACCUUCCAACUGUACGAUGAAGUCAUGAGAAUACACGGAGAGUUGGAUGGCAAUGACAGACUGAUGGCCACUAAAGAACUGAUCAGUGGGAAGCUGCCUGAACUCAACUAUGUAGUCCUGAAGUAUCUGGUGGACUUUCUGGAGGAGGUCAUUCUGUAUAGUGAAGAAAACAAGAUGACCGCCCAGAACCUGAGUAUCGUGUUCGGACCCAACCUCCUCUGGUCGACCAAUCAGGCGGCUUCGCUGACGUCGCUAGGACCAAUCAACAUGUUCACCCUGAGAUUGUUGGAACACCAUCAAGAACUGUUCAUCAGGGAUUGGGGCACUUCUCCCUAGGUCAUAACGUUGGGCAGUCUUGUUGUUUUGUUUAUUUGUUAGUUUACUUGGACAUGUAGUAGGAUUUGACCACGGUGAUUUAAC
This is a messenger RNA of Branchiostoma floridae (Florida lancelet), 1803 nucleotides long. RefSeq names its product rho GTPase-activating protein 8-like. Gene Ontology annotation, molecular function: GTPase activator activity. The transcript has 13 exons. Gene Ontology annotation, biological process: negative regulation of endocytic recycling; small GTPase-mediated signal transduction. The coding region runs from base 142 to 1719 and encodes 525 amino acids. The record is from RefSeq and is a predicted model, not a curated record. NCBI's taxonomy places the organism in Eukaryota, Metazoa, Chordata, Leptocardii, Amphioxiformes, Branchiostomatidae. Gene Ontology annotation, cellular component: cytoplasm.